Prionailurus viverrinus (fishing cat) is the source of this 4499-nucleotide messenger RNA. RefSeq names its product proline rich mitotic checkpoint control factor (gene PRCC). The record is from RefSeq and is a predicted model, not a curated record. Bases 2924 to 4114 code for a protein of 396 amino acids. Gene Ontology annotation, cellular component: nucleus. Lineage: Eukaryota; Metazoa; Chordata; Mammalia; Carnivora; Felidae. The transcript has 7 exons.
AGGUUCCGGGGCUGCCUCCUGUGCGUGCCUCCGUUGGCCGCGGACCGCUGCGUUCCUGCCACGCUGCGAUUCACUGAGCUGAGUUUGUCAACUUCCCUGUUUGUCCACGCGGGUUUCGCGGGGCCGGACCCGCCUGCGGAAGGGCCACGUCCCGUCCCCCGGCACUGGCGGUCCCGGGCCCCCGCGCGCCUGCUUCUGCUCCCCUGUUGCGUCUUCAGCCCAGGCCGUGUGGUACUUGUCUUAUCCGGAGAACGGCUUACCACCUGCCACCUGAAGAAGUGACAGGAGGCAGGAAUCCUGAGCUGAGCCCUUGCCUGCACAUUCGGGACCAACUUUUCCCCCCUGCACCUAAAACCAUUAGGGUCUGGACGAAAAGAAUAGGCGUCCCGAGUUCUGCUCUUGAGGGGAGUUAGGGAAGAAGGGGAGGGUUUGUCCUUCCCCUUCUUCCCCUUUCAACUGCUGCAGAGCUCUGGGAGGUAACAGGUGUCCGGCAGGUAAGAUCUUACCUGGAAAAGGACAGAGUGGAGGUGAAGAGCUGGGUGUGUCACUUCCAGGCCGGUGCCUCAGUUUCCCCGUUUAGGUACCGCUAAGCCUAGGGGAGAUAGGAUGCUUGGGUUCUAUUUCUAGAAGAAGCCGCCAAGUUGGAACAGAAAAUAGAAGGCCUGUUCUGGAGCGAGUGCUUUGGGAAUAAAGGGGACAUGGAGCCUGCGGGCGGGCAGGAGCUUAGGGUUAUGCCGAGGUCUUUCCUCUCGGGCUCCUGAAAAGCGAACCGGUCAGUCUCGCGCUCACCUUUGGUAGCCCUCUGGGAGAAGCUUAUUUUUGCUCUUCCUGCCCUGCAGGCUUCCAGCUCUGGCUGGGGGCCGUCCCCCGUUCCUUGCACUUGCUGGCCCCUCGCCUUCUAACCCCAGAUGGCCUUUUGUUCUCCCAUCGGCUCCUUUGGAAGCUGGCUUCUCAGGAGGGCUUUCUGGCCCACCUGCAUGAACUGCAGCCUCUUGUCCCUCACCCUUUCCUUUCCUUUUUCUCUGGCAGCCGUACAAGCCCCCCCCCCCGAAGGCAGGCCCUGUUGAUUCGUGCCGUAUCCCUCGCGGUCGAAACAGUGCUCGGGGUGUGCGGACUGCUGCCUGGAUGUUCCCUGAGUGAACACACGUGAAUGAAUGUGGACUGUUCACGAAAAGGAGGCUCCAGGAUCUCCCUCACGUCUCGUUCCAAACUUUCUUUCACGUUACUUCACCCUUUCUUUGUCCCGAGUCUGUUGUUUCCAAGUCCAGGAUCCCAAACAGCCUUCUGUCUCCAGUGAAACUUUGGUCUUGGUUUUGCCUCGAGCGCAGGGAAGUCCCUGAACAAGACUGAAGAGAACGGGUUCGUUUCUUCCGCACUCUCUCUUGUCUGCUUCGCCGUGUUCUCCGCCUAGUUUACCUCUGAUGUCUGGGGGGAGGAGGCACUUUGAGGCAGCCUGCCUCCCUCCACUGUGACGGCGGAGAGUUCAUUUGCAGGUCUGGGGAGGCAGCAUCAGAACAAGUUGCCGCUAAAGGUUGUAGAGUCUUCCAUUCGGUCUGGCUGAGGUGGGGGAAACCCCUGAGGACUCCCCGCCCCGUCCUUCCUUUGUCAGUGUGAUUCUCGAAGUUCCCAAAGUUCCCGAAUUCUCCAAGGUGAACAAGACUCGAGACUCGGAUCAUUCAGAUAAAGCCAAAGCUUCCUCCCCCUUCAGUUUCCUACCUUCCUUCAGCUUGAGCUGGUGCUGGCGGUCUCUGAGCGCAUGGUUCCUGCGGAAAGGUCCCCAAGAGCACAGGCUGGUCAGCUGAGGGCGGCUGCUGGCUUUAGGGUCGUGCUCCUCCGGUUCUAAGCUGUGUGUCUUGCACUUAGUAGGCUCACAGGGCACGUUUGGAGAAAUAAAUAAACAUUUUCUUAAGUGACUUCCCUUUAGGGUUUGGAGUUGAAGUAGCAGCAAUGAACUCUGAACUCUCGUUCGUUCGUUGGUUCGUUCGAUCGUUCGUUCGUUCGAUCCUAGCCUGCUUCUCUGUGUCAGCAGCUCGGAGUACAGUGAACGUGAUAGGCUCUGCCCACAAGGAGCUUCUGGAGGAGGCGGACAAGGAGAUAGAUUUCAGGUCAAGUCGGAGAAGAGCCACGGUAGAGCUGGUGCCGUGGGAACGUACCUAGUGGGUGCUAAUCCGGUCUAGAGGCUGGGGAGGCUGCCAGAGGGAGGACAUGUCUGCGCAGAGAUGAGAUGCGUGAGUAGAGGGAGCCGGAGAAAGCGGGUGCCGCGGGGAGGCGCACGUCAGGCGGAGGGGCAGGAUGCGGCAGGGAGCUUAGCGGCGAGAGAGACCAUGCUUCCGGGGCACCUGGAGUGAGUUAAGCUCCGGAGCUGGAUGCGGGGACGUGGGGGUGCUGAGGCCAGGGGAUGUGGCCUCUGGGCACCACGGAAAGGCCUUCGUAAGUGACCCUGGGGUAGCGAGGCGCCCUUAACGGGCCGAGCAAGAAUUCUCUGGUUGCACAGCGCCUAAGACCUGGGGGAGCAAGACCGGCAGGCACGGCGUGGCAGGGGGUGAUGGCCUGGGCACCCGGGCGCGGGCCUGGGGAGAGCUGCAGGUGGCAGGGCUGUGGAGGAGGUAGAGCGUCUGGGCCGUCUGGGCGGUCGAUGGGACGGCCUAGGUGAGGGCCAGGAUUCAAGGUUGACCCCUGCCUUUUAGCUCAGGCAGCCGGAGGGUAGUGGUGCCAUUUAUUUAGGGAAUACAGAGCAGAUUGGGGAUUAGCUGGAUUUAGUUCGUUGCAAGGAUCAGAAACCACCUCAAGCCAGGUUGAAUAAUGAAUGUCCUGAGGUGCCGGGGGAAAGGGCCUGGAGUCAGAAGUUGGAGAUCUUUGCGUGUUUGAUUCAAGCUUCUUUGGCUGCAGAUCAGUUUCCUCUGCUGCUUGACCUUUGCUGCCGAUGAAAGAUGGCCGCCCCACCCCCACCCCUUCUCGUGUUUUAUUUCUCUUUAGUGAUCAGUCCAGAUGGAGCCGCGUUCUUAGUCCCGGUCCUGGUGUUCCAGGAGAGAAUACGGUCGGUCUGAUGUGGGUCGGCUCAUCAGUCAGCUGCAGUCGGGACGGGGCAGCGCCCAAGUCUGUCCAGUCAGAUUCCGAGGAAGACGAGCCCUCCAAGAAGAAAACUGUCCUUCAGGGAUCCGGCGAGGGCGCUGGCCUGUCUGCCUUGCUUCCCCAGCCUAAAAACCUGCCUGUGAAAGAGACUGGCAGGCUGCCCCUGCCCCACGCCUCCUCCCGGAAGCCCGCGGAUGGCUCCUCUGACGCUAAGCCCUCCAGACAGGCUUCUAAGACCAAGCCCUCUUCCCUCGCCUCUGUCGUGGGCACCACAACCACCACUCCGUCACCCUCUGCCAUCAAGGCUGCCGCCAAGAGUGCUGCCCUACAGGUGACGAAGCAGAUCACGCAGGAGGAGGACGACAGUGAUGAGGAAGUAGCCCCCGAGAACUUUUUCUCCCUCCCUGACAAGGCUGAGCCGCCUGGAGUUGAGCCAUACCCUUACCCCCUCCCUGCCGUCCCUGAAGAGCUGCCUCCAGGCACGGAACCGGAGCCGGCCUUCCAGGACGACGCAGCCAAUGCCCCCCUCGAAUUCAAGAUGGCAGCGGGCUCAAGUGGGGCCCCUUGGAUGCCUAAGCCUGGGGAUGACUACGGCUACAACCAGUUUUCCACAUAUGGCGAUGCCAAUGCCGCUGGUGCUUAUUAUCAGGAUUAUUACAGUGGUGGCUACUAUCCUGCACAGGACCCGGCCCUGGUCCCCCCCCAGGAAAUUGCCCCAGACGCCUCCUUCAUCGAUGACGAAGCAUUUAAGCGGCUACAGGGCAAGAGGAACCGAGGGAGGGAGGAAGUCAACUUUGUGGAGAUCAAAGGUGACGACCAGCUCAGUGGGGCUCAGCAGUGGAUGACCAAGUCGUUGACAGAAGAGAAAACCAUGAAGUCAUUCAGCAAAAAGAAAGGGGAGCAGCCAACGGGCCAGCAGCGGCGGAAGCACCAGAUCACGUACCUGAUCCAUCAGGCCAAGGAGCGGGAGCUGGAGCUGAAGAACGCCUGGUCCGAGAACAAGCUGAGCCGCCGGCAGACCCAAGCCAAGUACGGGUUCUAGGGCUCCGGACCCGACUGCCCCCGGGACCUCCUGCAGCCCGGCGCCACGGCCUCACCUCCGGGACCCCCGCUGCCUCCAAGUCCAGGGCCUCCUUCCCUGGGGACCCAGCCCUCGCCUCCGCGAGGAUGAACACGUUUGAUAGAUUUUUCUUAACAGAAGUUAGAGAACUCAGCUCCUCUCUGUCUUGGAGCAAAGACUCGAGCGGUGAUGCUUCAGACGGGGCUCCCGAGUCCUUGGAUGGGAGUUUUGCUCCCUCGUGGGUGUGAUGAAAUGGUGAACCCCUCCCUCCAUCUUUUUUUUUUUUUUUUUUUUUCUUUUUUUAAUUUUAAACCAGGGAUGUCUGUUGAAAUAAAACAUUCAGUCUGACGGACACUGCUCGCCCUAA